UCAUGCUCCUGAACACAUCACAGCAGUGAUCUCGAGCAGCUGGCUCGCGCGUCACCGCUACGGAAAGCGCUUUGGCUCAAACUACCCAAGACCAGCCUGUGCCACGGAGAGCUCCUUCGGACGAUGACAUUCUGCUGUGGCUCAGUAGUGGAGGAGAAAUGUCUUCCAUUUCCAUCUGGAACCACACAACGGCAUUAAUACGAGUAUAGUGCGGCUUUAAUCCCGGUAAAGGACAGACGGAGACCGAAAUCAAUACGACAACCGACAGCCUGGACUGGGCUUUGAGUACAGCGCUGUGAUACGACGUGGUCAACUGAAAAAAGGACACUUUUGUCCGGCUACGAGCCGCGUUUGAGCUCCACGUCCGCCCAGCUCUUUUGGAAGCGGUGUACAUUAGACUUUUAGACUUUUGUGGACAGCUUUUAUCACAGUAAAGUGUCGUUGUCGGAAGCAAUGGCAGGUCGAGGCCGGAGAGCGUGGUUUAGUGUUCUGCUCGGGCUGGUUGUGGGCUUCACGCUGGCCUCCAGACUCAUUUUACCCCGGGCCACUGAGCUGAAGAAGGGUGGACACAAGCGGAGAGUCACCACCGGCGGCUGUGGACUGAACCGCGCCUCCAGAGACGGCUACGGGGGAAUGCUGUGGCCCACAGAGGAGAACAGCUCCGCGGCGACAGAGAAGCCCGCAUCUCGCUCCAACAGCUUCCUGUUCGUGGGGGUGAUGACCGCGCAGAAGUACCUGAACACCAGGGCUGUGGCGGCGCACAGGACCUGGGCUCAGACCAUCCCAGGCCGAGUGGAGUUCUUCUCCAGCGAGGGCUCGGACACCUCCAUCCCCAUCCCCAUCGUGGCCCUGAAGAAUGUGGAUGAUUCGUACCCGCCUCAGAAAAAGUCCUUCAUGAUGCUCAAGUACAUGCACGACCACUACCUGGACCAGUAUGAGUGGUUCAUGCGCGCGGAUGACGAUGUGUACAUCAAGAGCGAGCGCCUGGAGAGCUUCCUGCGCAGCCUCAACAGCAGUGAGGCCAUCUUCCUGGGACAGACGGGCAUGGGUGCACGUGAUGAGCUGGGUAAGCUGGCCCUGGAGCCCGGGGAGAACUUUUGCAUGGGAGGCCCUGGAGUGAUCAUGAGCCGAGAGGUGCUGCGGAGGAUGGUGCCCCACAUCAGGGAAUGUCUGCAGGAGAUGUACACCACCCAUGAGGAUGUGGAGGUGGGGAGGUGUGUGCGGCGCUUCGCAGGGGUCCAGUGUGUCUGGUCCUAUGAGAUGCAGCAGCUUUUCUAUGAAAACUAUGAACCCAACAAGAAGGGCUACAUCCGUGACCUCCACAACAGUAAGAUCCACCGUGCCAUCACCCUGCACCCCAACAAGAACCCGCCCUACCAGUACCGCUUGCACAGCUACAUGCUCAGCCGCAAGAUUGCAGAGCUGCGCCACCGCACCAUCCAGCUACACCGUGAGAUUGUGCAGAUGGGACGCUACGGGGCUGGAGAGGCCAGCCGCGAGGACCUGCAGCUGGGCAUGCCCCCAUCCUUUAUGCGCUUCCACCCCAAGCAGAGGGACGAGGUGCUGGAGUGGGACUUCCUCACAGGAAAGUACCUGUUCUCCGCCGGCAACGGCCUGCCCCCCCGCCGCGGCAUGGACUCAGCCCAGAGACAGGCUCUGGAUGAUAUCAUCAUGCAGGUGAUGGAGAUGAUCAACGCCAAUGCUAAAGCGCGGGGACGGGUGAUUGACUUUAAAGAGAUCCAGUAUGGAUAUAGAAGAGUGAGUCCUCUGUACGGAGCAGAGUAUGUGCUGGACCUGCUGCUGCUCUACAAGAAACACAAAGGAAAGACCAUGACAGUACCAGUGCGCAGGCAUGCGUACCUCCAACAGACCUUCAGCCAGAUCCAGUUCAGAGAGGACGAGGAGAUGGACGCGCACACGCUCUCCAGCCAUAUCAACCAGGAGUCUGACUCUCUAUCCUUCUUGUCAAACUCUCUGAAGAUGCUGGUGCCUUUCAAGCUAACCAGCUCAGGGCAAGACCAGCGAGAGCCCAAGGACAAGAAGGUCAACAUCCUGGUGCCUCUGUCUGGACGCUAUGACAUCUUUGUGCGCUUCAUGGCUAACUUUGAGCGUGUGUGUCUGAUCCCCAAACAGAACGUGAAGCUAGUGGUGCUGCUCUUCAACACAGACAACCCUGAGCGAGUCAAACAGGUAGAGCUGAUGAGAGAGUACCACAUGAAAUACCCGCGUGCCGACAUGGAGGUGCGGCCGGUGGAGGGGUCCUUUUCCAGGGCUGUGGCUCUGGAGAUAGGCGCCUCACACUUCUCCAAUGACUCUCUGCUCUUCUUCUGUGAUGUUGACCUGCUCUUCAACAGUGACUUCCUGAAGCGUUGUCGUGACAACACAGCUCCGGGGGAGCAGACGUACUUUCCCAUCAUCUUCAGUCAGUACGACCCCAAAGUGGUGUACAUCGGCAAGGUCCCCAGCAGCAACCACUACGUCUUCACCUCCAAGACGGGCCUGUGGAGGACCUACGGCUUCGGCAUCGUGUGCGUGUACAGGGAGGACCUGCUGUCUGUGGGGGGCUUCGACACCUCCAUUCAGGGCUGGGGGCUGGAGGACGUUGACCUCUUCAAUAAGUUCGUCCAGUCAGGCGUGCAGCUGUUCCGCAGCACGGACACAGGGAUCGUACAUGUGCACCAUCCUGUGGUGUGUGACCCCAACCUGGAGCCCAAACAGUACAAGAUGUGCGUGGGCUCACGUGCCUCUUCCCAUGGCUCCACACAGCAGCUGGCCGAGCUCUGGCUAGAGAAGAACCAGGGGGGAUACAGCCACAACGCCUCCAACCGGACACAGGAGCACAGGCUGUGAGCAGGCCUGCACGGGACAAGACUAUCAGAGUGUGAUACAUGCACAGUCCAACAUUCCAUGCUUAUGGUUCUGAGAACUUAAAUAUCAAACAUGUAAUCAGUUAAGCUGCUGUGUCCAAACUGGUCUUAAACACACAAAGAUCCACAUUCCUUUUAAUACUUAACUGUGUGUGUGUAACUGUCCACGCCUGUGAGCUGUGGGGCAGAAGGCUCUGUCUCUGAGCUCUUGUAACACACACAUGGCUGUUCUGCUUUAAGAGCAGUGAGUACAGAGGACUAAGGAUUUUGCACACUCUUUCAUUAUUAGUGCUGCCUUCGUUUUCAAAAGUGUUUUCAUUCAUGAUUCCGAAGCCACCAGCGAAACAGUUUUUUCCAUUGUUCAUUGUCUUUGUUUUUGGGAGAGCAGGUCAAAGUGUGCUAAACUACGGUAUCUCGUGCCAACCUAAACUGUGCAACUCCAAGCUAUCCUUCAUUUCUAUUUAUUUACAACUGUUCUGCUUUUAAAUGUAUUUGUAUAUCUUUUUAUUUAAGAAACACAGAUGGCAUCACUUCCAGUGAAUUCUGAGGGAGCGAGUGUUUGAAAGGUUGACAUUUUGAUAUGAGCUGAUGUUUUAUACUUGCUAUUUUCCAUCAAAAAUCCAUCCAACAGGAGAUCAAAUCAACACAGACGAAUGUAUGGGGAAUCCCAACCAACAGAAUUCCUGACAAAGAAAUGACGUGUGUCUACCUGUCAUAGAAGGUAGCAGUAGGUUUAGUAGGUCCAUGGACACUGGGUGCUGUAAGAGUUGCUCAUAUGUGCCAGAAAUUAGUGGAAUCUAUGCAACGUGGAUGUGAAGCAAACAUGUACAACAUGUUCCAAAUAUCAGAUUCACAGAAAAGCUUGACUUCCCCAAAAAGACACUGUUAUUAUUAAAUACUGGUAUAUAAAAAAUAUCAGCCUCUAAUAGCUUUCUAUUAGAUUUGUAAAUGUUUUUAUGCCAUGCAAAAAAUUUCCAAUUUCCAGGGAUUUGUCAGAUUUGUGUUGGACCUCUACUAUUUUGAAAGGGUUUGGUGGUUUACUGUUGUAUUUUCAUAUCUGACAUAUCAGUGUCGUCAUUUCAUGUCAUCUCAGGCUCAGUUUUUAAUGCAGCCUUAAAACGUUUUAAAACCUACUACCAAUUCCUUCUGUUUUUACCGUUAACUGUCUCUUUUUCUACAGUCACUGUUUAUUUGAACUAUUUUUACUUAUUUCAGUGGGUUUAUUCCAUUUGGGAGGGUAGCUGCAGGGACACUCCAGCUCUGUCACAGGGGCAUGACAUCACUGUGCAUUCACAAUUCAAUAAAAGCUUUAUCCUGAAGCUGUGUCUUUAUUUACUUAAUACUUUAUUUUAGAAAAAUCAGCUUUGUAGGAGACUGGAAUGGCAGUAAAAACAACCCUUACAAAGGGAAUAACUUAAUAUCUUUUGAGAAACGUUUUCACAUAUCCUACAUUUUGAACCAAGAAUGA
Periophthalmus magnuspinnatus is the source of this 4335-nucleotide messenger RNA. RefSeq names its product chondroitin sulfate synthase 1 (gene chsy1). Gene Ontology annotation, cellular component: Golgi cisterna membrane. Gene Ontology annotation, molecular function: glucuronosyl-N-acetylgalactosaminyl-proteoglycan 4-beta-N-acetylgalactosaminyltransferase activity. Lineage: Eukaryota; Metazoa; Chordata; Actinopteri; Gobiiformes; Gobiidae. The record is from RefSeq and is a predicted model, not a curated record. The transcript has 3 exons. Bases 454 to 2850 code for a protein of 798 amino acids.